Molecule: messenger RNA, 3821 nt
Organism: Argiope bruennichi
Lineage: Eukaryota; Metazoa; Arthropoda; Arachnida; Araneae; Araneidae
Product: NAD(+) hydrolase sarm1-like
Exons: 12
Coding region: 324-3659 (1111 amino acids)
Biological process (GO): signal transduction; response to axon injury; negative regulation of MyD88-independent toll-like receptor signaling pathway
Cellular component (GO): dendrite
Molecular function (GO): signaling adaptor activity; NAD+ nucleosidase activity; protein binding
Source: RefSeq, a predicted model, not a curated record
AGGCGCUUUUUCCGCCCUUUUUGCCUGAAAAUUGCGUGGUCGUACUUGCACGCCUUGAUAUAUACAGAACUGGAUGUGGAAAAAAAUUGCUGAGAAAUUCCUCUUCAUUAAGGAGGGUUCUCGAACAAUCUCGAUCAUAGACGAAACGGUGACUCCACUGUCCAGGUCGUCCUUUGUUUUGCCCUGUCGAAUCUUCGAUACAUGUUUUUAUUGUUGCCGGAGUAGUUGGUGGGAUAUUACGCCCUGUGUCACCAUCCGCAUCACCUUUCUAGGAAGUUUUAUAAAGCGACAUUUCGGCUGAUUACAGUGGAUAUUGUUAGAAAAUGGUUAUCAUCACCUCGAUGCCUGAAACUGAGGAACCGGCAGAAUCGGGGACCGAGAGCCCCGACGACUCGGGUGAACCUCCCAAGAUGAUGUCCACUAAUGGCGAACUGGGGUCCCUCGUGGACUUCAACAAGAAGGCUUCCGCCGCCACCAUCAUCAACAAAAUUAACAAUGCUUCGUACGCCUCUUCCUCCGAGAAGAUGAUGAAGAGCAGUAGUUCCUCAUCUGAGAAGAUGGUGAAGAGCAGCAGCUCAUCGUCCUCCACGUCCAGCAGCUCACUGCUCAGCAAGAAAGCUCAGAUCCUACACUCCACUGUCUCCACACAGGAGCUGAAGCAGCAGCAACAAGCGCAACAGCAGAAUGAGAUGUUCCAGGAGAACAGAAACUUCUGUCGUAGCGUGAGCGUCACAAGUAACUCCAGCACGAGUUCCGAUUCCAGACUCAAAAUGGUCAGCAACUCGACCGCCUCCCAGGGACUGGUUUCCACGGGGCUAGUUCAAAGAGGGCUGUCCGUGGACGAGCCCCUGGACGAAGAGGAGCUCGUUCUUCGAGAAUCUUCUCCGCAAGAAAUGAAAUUCGAACAGAAAAGAAUCAGUGCCUCAUCCAAAAUGAAAGUGAGCACUUCGGACGGCUACACGGCAGAAAAGAUGGCAGCUACGAAUCAGGAGAGGAAGAGACUGCAGACGGGCAGUGUCAGUUACGAAGAAAAGUCGGCGUCUGCGGCCAUGAAACAGAAAUUAGAAACAGACGGUUUUUCGGCAGAAAAGGUCGCUGCUGUCAGACAAGAUCAAGUGCAGCUGAAAACAGCCGAUUCGAUCCAGCAGCAGCAAAGAACGGCCACGGCAGCUUCUAUGAAGUUGUCUACUGAUGAAUUCACCGCUGAGAAGAUCGCCAUGUCGAAGCAGGAAGAGAGACACCUGUUCUCGCAAGGGAUGGUUCAAGCGGAGAAAAAUAUGUCUUCAUCAUCAUCUGCCAAAAUGACUUUCACUUCAAAAGGAGUCAGUAGAUCUUCCAUUUCCAGUCAAAAUAUUCAUCAAGUGGACUUCGGGAACAUGUCAUCUCUAGGAAUGUCUUUCGGGGUUAUGCCUGGAGAUAGUAUCGAAUCUUUUGGAUUCAACGAAAACCAAAAGCUUGCGAUUUUACAAGGACUGGAGGAGGAUGUUCAAAUACUCAGUGAUGAUUCCUCUUCAUCAGACGUGGACAAAGCUAAGCUUCGUUUCGAAAGCAGGAUGAUUACCUGUGUAGAAAAACUGAAGACGGCCCUCUCCGUGGAAGAGGCGACCACAUUAUUGAUGACCAUGAGUGAUCUUUUCAGGAAAGCCUGGGCUGUUCCUAACUACGGACAUGAUUUAGGAACGAGAUUAUGCAAUAUUAUGCGCGAACGUGGCGGACUCAAAAUAAUCGUCGACAACUGUAGCUCGGAAAAUGCUGACCUACAAUUCCGCAGUGCGGAACUGCUAGAACAGUGCAUGUCUACAGAAAACAGAACUUAUGUGGUACAAAAUGGUCUGCAGAAAGUCGUCAAAGUGGCAUGCUCUUGUAGCAACAAAACUGCAGUGUCACAUUCUCGGGUUGGCACUGGUCUUCUCGAACAUCUUUUCAAACAUUCUGAGUCAACGUGCAGUGAAGUGAUCCGAAGAGACGGUUUGAAAUCCAUUAUUUAUAAAUGCAGGACGUCCGAUGUUGAGACGCUUAGGCACUGCGCCACUGCUCUAGCCAACUUGUCCCUUUACGGUGGACCCGAGAACCAAGAAGCCAUGAUCAAGCAUGAAGUGCCUGUGUGGUUAUUCACUCUUGCCUUUAACAAUGAUGACAAUAUCAAAUACUAUGCCUGCCUCGCUAUCUCUUCGCUGGUUGCCAACAAAGAGAUUGAAGCUGCUGUGCUGAAAUCCGGUACCUUAGAUCUCGUAGAACCUUUUGUGACAAGCCAUAGUCCCGAAGAAUUUGCCAAAAGUCAUGUGGGACAUGUUCAUGGACAAUCAAAAAAUUGGUUGCAAAGGUUGGUGAACGUUUUGGACAGUAAAAGAGAAGAGGCUAGAAGUCUUGCAGCAUUCCAUUUCGCCAUGGAGGCGGGAAUCAAAGAAAAACAAGGAAAUACUAUAAUAUUUCAAGAAAUUGGAGCGGUGGAUGCAUUGAAGAAAGUAGCUAGCUCACCAAAUGCUAUUGCUUCUAAAUUUGCUGCACAAGCUUUGCAAUUAAUUGGUGAAGAACUACCUCAUAAAUUAUCUCAACAAGUCCCUCUGUGGACAGAAAUAGACGUUAAAGAGUGGGUGAAACAAAUUGGUUUUGAUGCGUACACGAAUGAAUUCCUUAGCAGUCGCGUAGACGGUGAUCUCCUGCUGCAGCUAACAGAAGACAUGCUCAAAGAAGAUAUAGGCAUAAGGAACGGCAUCUUAAGGAAAAGGUUUCUGAGAGAGCUGAAUCAGCUGAAGCGAAUGGCAGACUACACAUCGUGCGAUUCCACUUACCUGAACCAAGUGCUUCAGUCCCUGGGUCAAGAAUUCUCUCAGUAUACUUACCAGAUGCUCCGCUGCGGCGUCCAGAAAGAAACCCUCAAAUACAUAUCCGAAGACCAUUUGGCAGAAGUUUGCGGAAUCGAUAACAGCAUACACAGGCUAAGAAUAGCGCAUGCAAUAAAAGGUCUGGCCCAGCAAAGCGAAGACGCCGAAGAGGAAGAUGACAAACAAAAAAGCCUGGACGUCUUCGUCAGCUACAGAAGAUCAAAUGGCUCUCAGUUAGCGAGCUUGCUGAAAGUUCAUCUGCAGCUGAGGGGCUUCUCCGUGUUCAUCGACGUCGAGAGACUGGAGGCGGGCAAAUUCGACAACAAUCUACUCAACAGCAUUCGGCAAGCCAAACACUUUCUCCUGGUGCUAACACCCAAUGCCUUGGACAGGUGCAUGAAUGACACCGAAUGCAAAGACUGGGUCCACAAAGAAAUAGUUGAAGCACUACAAAGCCAAUGCAAUAUCAUUCCAAUUCUGGACAAUUUUCAAUGGCCAGAGCCAGAAACAUUGCCAGAAGAUAUGAGAGCUGUCUGUUAUUUUAAUGGUGUCAGGUGGAUUCAUGAUUACCAAGACGCAUGCGUGGACAAGCUAGAAAGGUUUAUGCGGGGAGAAAUGAACGUGCGAAGUGACGGGCCUUUAGGCCGCUACGUGGGCAUCGGCGGAGCUGGCACUCCCGGCACACCGGGGAACUCCAACGCAAUGACCAACAGGGGGAACCCAAUCUAUCAGAGGAGUGCAAGCAACGACAGUAACAAAGGCAGCACGUGCUCGGACAAAGAGAUCAACGGAAGCAAUGGCAUGAGUAGAAUGAGCGAGGUGUCGCAUUGUUAAUAUUAUUAUUAGGAUAUUAGAUUUCAUAUCCUCUCAGAACUGCUUAAACAAGAGAAAAAGAACAUUUUUUUGCAAAGAACAAGAAAUAUGUUAUGUUUUACAUAUAAAAUGCAUUUUUGUUUACAAUGGGAGUCAAUUUUUAAAAUAAAAGCUUAAAAUCAA